ACUCCGCUGAAUAGAUGCACGCGAAAGAGACAAGUGCCAUAUUACAUCACUGUCUUGUGGAGAGCGCAACCUUACGUGCGCUUUGGAUGAUGCUCUGGAAACUGAACAUUUUAAACCGUGCACAAGGAAAAUUACAAAGUAAUGCCAAUGGAGAAGUUCUACAACCACAACCAAAUUCAUUCCUCUGGCGAUGCAAGGAAUAAUACAGGUGGCGGAACCAGCGCCCGUGCGCUUACCGGGUGCGUCCUCUUCAUUUUGAUUGUUUCCACGCUUUUGGGGAACACACUCGUGUGUGCUGCGGUCAUAAAAUUUCGACACCUGAGGUCUAAAGUGACCAACUCAUUUGUCAUCUCCCUUGCGGUGUCUGACCUGUUCGUGGCCGUCCUGGUAAUGCCUUGGAAGGCGGUGUCGGAAGUGGCAGGCUACUGGCUUUUUGGUGCCUUCUGUGACACCUGGAUAGCUUUCGACAUCAUGUGCUCCACCGCCUCCAUCCUCAACCUUUGUAUCAUCAGUAUGGACAGAUACUGGGCAAUCUCCAGUCCAUUCAGAUACGAGCGUAAAAUGACCCAAAGAUUCGCUUUCGUGAUGAUUGGGGUGGCCUGGACGCUGUCUAUUUUGAUUUCAUUCAUUCCAGUUCAAUUGAACUGGCACAAGGCAGAGGCAGAAAACUCAAUGCUGGACAACCGAGAUAAGAUGGAAGAGUGCAACGCAAGCCUGAACAGGACGUAUGCUAUAUCUUCUUCACUAAUAAGUUUUUACAUCCCCGUGGUGAUCAUGGUGGGAACGUACACACGCAUUUACAGAAUUGCGCAGACCCAGAUUCGACGGAUAUCUUCUUUGGAGAGGGCGGUGGAACACGCGCAGAACCAGCAACACACUAAUGACGAAAACUCAUUAAAAACGUCGUUCAAAAAAGAAACCAAAGUUUUAAAAACACUUUCUAUCAUAAUGGGAGUGUUUGUGUUUUGUUGGUUGCCGUUUUUUGUUCUGAAUUGCAUGGUACCUUUCUGUGAUAAGAACAAACUUGGGGACCCGCUGUGCGUUAGCAACACCACCUUUAACAUUUUCGUGUGGUUCGGGUGGGCCAAUUCGUCUUUGAACCCAGUGAUUUACGCAUUCAAUGCUGAUUUCAGGAAAGCGUUUUCGACGAUUCUUGGUUGUAAUAGAUAUUGUUCUACGUCUACGGUCGAGGCUGUUGACUUCAGCAACGAGUUAGUAUCGUACCACCAUGAUACCACGCUCCAGAAAGACCCAACCGUCACCACGGCUCAGCGCCCCAUCAUUGUCGCUCACAAUGGGGAGGAUUUGGACAUGCCCUUCGACAAAGUCUCAGUCCUCUCCGGUGUUUCACGGAACCAAAGAAACCUUCACCUCCCUGCCAUACUUCAAUUCGAGUGUGAAGCAGAGAUAUCCUUAGAUAUGAUGCCCUUCACGUCCAGUCACAACGACGGCUAUGCUAUCCCAGGUCAAACUGAAGAUGUGUGCAAUUAAGCAGGGCCAUGGCAUUGGCGUACACGUGUAAUGGUUUCUUGUAGACACUCCCGACUAAAUAAAAAGGUAACAUGUGUCAUACUGUAUUAUUUAUUUUGUAUCUUGGCACCUAUUGUAUAGACUAUACAUUUGUAUUUCAUAAAUGUGCUUCUAAGCAUUCCUAGAAAAGCCAUCUACUUUGCAAGCACAGUAUUUGUAGAAUUACAGUAUUAGUCAAAGGACAAAGAAAAUGAGUAU
Molecule: messenger RNA, 1728 nt
Organism: Osmerus eperlanus (European smelt)
Lineage: Eukaryota; Metazoa; Chordata; Actinopteri; Osmeriformes; Osmeridae
Gene: drd6b
Product: dopamine receptor D6b
Exons: 1
Coding region: 142-1491 (449 amino acids)
Biological process (GO): adenylate cyclase-activating adrenergic receptor signaling pathway
Cellular component (GO): plasma membrane
Molecular function (GO): G protein-coupled receptor activity
Source: RefSeq, a predicted model, not a curated record